This is a messenger RNA of Mustela erminea (ermine), 2358 nucleotides long. It is a transcript of the gene UFM1, whose product is annotated as ubiquitin fold modifier 1. Gene Ontology annotation, biological process: protein K69-linked ufmylation. Gene Ontology annotation, cellular component: cytoplasm; nucleus. The transcript is spliced from 6 exons. Bases 113 to 370 code for a protein of 85 amino acids. The record is from RefSeq and is a predicted model, not a curated record. Lineage: Eukaryota; Metazoa; Chordata; Mammalia; Carnivora; Mustelidae.
AGAUUGCUGAGGGAGACGUGGACCUGAGCGGGGCGGUAAGGUCCCGGGCAGAGCAGAGGAAGUGGGAGUCCACGCGGAAUUGGUUGGGGUCUCCUCCCGGAGCGGCCUCACCAUGUCGAAGGUUUCUUUUAAGAUCACGCUGACGUCGGACCCGCGGCUGCCUUACAAAGUACUUAGUGUUCCUGAAAGUACACCUUUCACAGCAGUCUUAAAGUUUGCAGCAGAAGAAUUUAAAGUUCCUGCAGCAACAAGUGCAAUUAUUACCAAUGAUGGAAUAGGAAUAAAUCCUGCCCAGACUGCUGGAAAUGUUUUCCUAAAACAUGGUUCAGAACUGCGGAUUAUUCCUAGAGAUCGUGUUGGAAGUUGUUAAUAUCUGCUACUUGGAACAUAGGAUGACCUUUCCAAAUAAAUAUUGGUAUUGUUGUAAAACUGAAGUCAGGCAUUUAAAACAUGAUGAAAACACCAGUAGCUGAUGAAAUAAUGAAGGGUGACUCUGUCCCUUCUUGUUAUUCACAUGCGUCCUGUGAAGAGGGACUGCUACGUGUAGAGGGUACCAUCUCCACAGAAGACCAUAGUCUGUCAUCGCUACCUCACAACACAUACAGAUAGUUAAUUUGGGCUAAGUGGAUUAUCCAGCUGUGUUUUGUAAGUGGUGGAUGCUUCUGAUAACUCUUUCUGAGAACAUUUGGAAAAUUAAAGUUUACUGAAUCUUCCUAUUUGCGUUAAAAAUUUAAAUGAACUGCGGGUCAUACAUGGCAGUUUGCUUGAUGGCAUCUGACUUGUGCACUUAAAAAUAGUUGAUUCUUAAUUUUAUGUUCAUGAUAAAGGAUAUAGACAUAACAAUGAAUACGUAACUAUCUUUUUGUCAUUUAGGUUUUUUUAAGUUUCAAACUAUAUCAGAGACCCCAAAAUUGAAUUUUUUGAUCUAGCCCUUAUGUGUAAAAUUGAUGUCCCACACCAAAGAGUUUUAACUAUGAUCUUGCAGAAUCCAGUACUUGGUAAGAAUUCAGAAUAAAGUAGAACCGUUCUUUGCUGAGUUAUGUAUCCUUUAUCAGUCUCUGAAUACAACCUUUAAAACAACCUCAAGAAACCCUUGUGUUAUUGAGGCUAGUAUUUCUAAAUAACAUUCAGGAAAAGGGUAUUGGAAAGAUCUGGAAUUCUCAACAGAGCUCUAGGAAAUGCUAAUUGAAAAUUUAUUAUACUGAUUAAAGACCCAGCAUUUAAGGAGGUGUUAAGUUUAGCCACUGAAGUGAUUAAGUGAGGAAGUAGGGAAACCCCAAUGACCAGUUUUCUGGUAAGGAGGAAAGAAACGGAAGACACAAUGAAGGGGAACAGAAAGCUGUAGGAGAGCAUCACAGAACAAGCCAACUGGAUCGGCAGAAGUGCAGUGUGUGUUGUGGAGAACUGAAGGGGAAAAGAAAAUAUAUGACAUUUCAGAAGGAGCAGAAGGCAAUUAGAGAAAGCAAAGUGUAGGCUUUGUCAACACACAGACUUCAGAAUUCCCCUUAUGAUAAUCUAAAGAAUGAUAUGCAUAAGGGAAGAGUUUAUUUACCCUUACAGAGGAAAUCAAUAUCUAUGCAGAUCUUGAAAAGAUGAAAGGAAGGCUCAUAGUGAUUCAGAUUCAGUGCUUGGCCUGCUGUAUCCUGGAUGGUGAGCUCCCUGGAGGCAGGCUUUGUGUCUGUCGUGCUCUUUCUAGACCUGGAAGUGUAAUAGGCUUUCAAUAAGUACAUGCUGAAUUAUUCAUGAAUAAAGUAUCUCUUAAGACCAAUUUUUAUCUAAGUGUGUUUCAAUUAUAUUCCCUGUCAUAGGCCCUAAUAGGUUCAUUGGGAAAAAAAUGUAUAAGGAGAUGUAACCGGGUCAGCAUCUCAAGGGUGACAUUGGUAGUUAAGUUUAAGAAAUUAACCAGUUGUUGUCAUAUAUUUGACAAGUGAACAAUAAGAUUCUAAAUUGUGAAGGUAAUAUUUGGGGAAGUUUUUAUUUUUCUAAACAAAACUGAGGCUCAAAGACCCCAGGUUUUUUACAUCAUUAAGCCUCAGUUAACCAGAAAUUUAUGAAUACCCAUUCUGUUAAUUUUUAAAUUUAGACUUCCUUCAUCCUGUUUCCACAACGAAAUCUGCCUGCUGUGUUAUGUAAGUUAUGAUGUCCUGUGCCAUAAAGUGAUUUAAUAUUUUUCUUCUUUGGUUUUGAAAGUUUUGUUGUAGUAAAUUAAACACAUUUUCCUAAAGAACUGGACAUUUUGUUAUUAAAUAAAUGUGAUCUGUAAGUUCUUUGUGCAGAAUGUUUUGAAGCAAUCAUAUUUUGUUUAAAUACAUUAUUGGUACAUAAUAUCGUAUGAAAAUACAUUUGUCAUACUGUAAA